Amphibalanus amphitrite is the source of this 1659-nucleotide messenger RNA. RefSeq names its product lachesin-like. NCBI's taxonomy places the organism in Eukaryota, Metazoa, Arthropoda, Thecostraca, Balanomorpha, Balanidae. The coding region runs from base 28 to 1335 and encodes 435 amino acids. Gene Ontology annotation, cellular component: neuron projection. The record is from RefSeq and is a predicted model, not a curated record. The transcript is spliced from 7 exons.
UGCGGCCCCGCGCGGCCGCCGCCGGCCAUGGCGCUCACCGGGCUCCUGGUGACCGUGCUGACCCUUCAGCUGACCGUCCGCCCCGGCAGCGUCAGUGGGAGCAGCUGGACGGGCAGCAGCGGCCCCGCAGGUCACGGGUUCAACAUGUUCGAGGGCGUGCCGGAGCCGAUGUUCGUGGGUCAGGUGCAGAACGUGACCGUGUCCCAGGGCCGGGAGGUGGUGCUCACCUGCACCGUCAAACACCUCGGACCGUACCGCGUGGGCUGGCUGAAGGCGGACACGCAGACGAUCCUGUCACUACACACGCGCACCGUCACCACCAACCAGCGUAUCUCGGUGACGCACGACCAGCAGCGCGGCUGGUCGCUGCACGUGCGGCGCGCCCAGCCGGCAGACGGCGGCUGCUACAUGUGCCAGAUCAACACGGCAGUCAUGAAGAAACAGGUCGGCUGCGUCACCGUGCAGGUUCCCCCGGCGUUCGACAACAACCGCACCAGCCAGGACGUCAACGUGCGCUCCGGCGAGAACGUGACCUUGACCUGUCGCGCCGAGGGUGACCCGCCGCCGCGCAUCAGCUGGCGCCGCGAGGACGACCUGCCCAUCCUGCUCUCUGACACCGACCCGCCCGUCAAAAUACCCGUGCACCGCGGCGCCUGGCUGGGUCUGGUGAAGGUCAGUCGGCACCAUGACGGCGCCUACUACUGCAUCGCCAACAACGAGGUACCACCCGCCAUCAGCAAGCGCAUCAUGGUCAACGUGGCCUUUGCUCCGGUGGUGCGGGUGCCCCACCAGCUGAUGAGUGCCCCGCGCGGCUCCGACGUCACCCUCGAGUGCCAGAUCGAGUCACACCCGGUGCCGUCCACACUGUGGCUCAAGGCAGGCCAGCCGCUGCGCAUGGACGGGAAGAAGUACGUGAUGCGCGAGGUGCACAGCCACGGCCGCAAAACGCACGUGGCGCUGCAGAUCCGCGACUUCCACCCCAGCGACGUGGGCCAGUACACCUGCGUGGCCAGCAACGCCAUCUCUCGGGAGGAGGGCUACAUACGAGUGCACGAGACGGUCCGCGUCACGACGCCACCGUCGCCGCCGCCCGCCCGGCGGACGCCGCCGCCGCGGCGCCGGCCGACCCCGCGGCACCGACCCCGACCGAGCACCGAGUGGCCUGAGGAGGUCACGUGGCGACCAGCGGUCACCAGCGGCCGGCCGCGCCGACCAGCGGUCCAGCUGGCAGACGAGAUGACGGCGGCGGCCGGCCAGCGACCAGCGGCGGGGCAGGCAGCGCUGGUCACGCUCGCGGUGAUCGUCACGGGUGGGAAGGUGCUCUGGGCGGGCUAACUGUCUCACUAGAGCGAGAGGUCGUAUUUGUGUCAUAUGGAGAAGGCUACUAAAUAAUAUGGGGAGCAUAUCACUCACAGGGAGGUUCGGCGUUACGCAAGAUUCGUCGUAAGAAGGUGGAUGAUGUACCGAAAAGGAGAGUGGCUGGCGAGGUGCUAGGGAUGUGCGCGAUGGGAUGGUUGUUAAUUAUACAUGAAUCAUCAUGUGCUGAUCAUCAAUCAGAUACAAUACUGAGGAACACUUCUAUUGAUAGGACAACGAAGCGGGCUUAAUGAGACAAUACGUAUCACAUGUUUUCUGGAAUAAAUAUAUGUGUCAUCAUCG